Molecule: messenger RNA, 2718 nt
Organism: Mauremys mutica (yellowpond turtle)
Lineage: Eukaryota; Metazoa; Chordata; Testudines; Geoemydidae
Product: SNF-related serine/threonine-protein kinase-like
Exons: 6
Coding region: 172-2391 (739 amino acids)
Biological process (GO): microtubule cytoskeleton organization; protein phosphorylation; intracellular signal transduction
Cellular component (GO): cytoplasm
Molecular function (GO): tau-protein kinase activity; protein serine/threonine kinase activity; ATP binding
Source: RefSeq, a predicted model, not a curated record
CCGGGACUCCGCCGCCGCCGCCGCCUCCCGCAGAGCGCCCGGCUCCAGCCCGGCCUGUGCGCGCAGCCCCGCCCGCCCGGCGCCCGACGUCAGCGCGGGGACCCUGCCCAGACCCGCCGCUGGGAGCCGGCCUCCCUGAUGCCCGGCCCCCUGUGACGCUCCGGUGCAGCCAUGGCGGGGGCCAAGGGCUGCUACGAAGGGAAGAUCGCCGGCCUCUACGACCUGGAGCGCACGCUGGGCAAGGGCCACUUCGCCGUGGUCAAGCUGGCGCGGCACGUCUUCACGGGGGAGAAGGUGGCCGUGAAGGUGAUCGACAAGAGCAAGCUGGACGUGAGCGCCGCGGGGCAGCUGCUGCAGGAGGUGCGCUGCAUGAAGCUGGUGCAGCACCCCAACGUGGUGCGGCUCUACGAGGUCAUCGACACCCACUCCAAGCUCUACCUCAUCCUGGAGCUGGGGGACGGCGGCGACAUGUUCGACCACAUCAUGCGGCACGAAGGCGGGCUGGCCGAGGGGCGCGCCAAGCACUACUUCGCCCAGAUCGUCCACGCCAUCUCCUACUGCCACAAGCUGCACGUGGUGCACCGCGACCUCAAGCCCGAGAACGUGGUCUUCUUCCGGGAGCAGGGCGUGGUCAAGCUCACCGACUUCGGCUUCAGCAACCGCUUCCAGCCCGGCAAGAUGCUCACCACGAGCUGCGGCUCACUGGCCUACUCGGCACCCGAGAUCCUGCUGGGGGAUGAGUACGACGCCCCAGCCGUAGACGUCUGGAGCCUGGGCGUCAUCCUGUAUAUGCUGGUGUGCGGCCAGCCGCCCUUCCAGGAGGCCAACGACAGCGAGACGCUGACCAUGAUCAUGGACUGCCGCUACAGCAUCCCGCCCCACGUGUCCUCGCAGUGUUCUGAUCUGAUCGGCAGGAUGCUGCAGCGGGACCCCAAGCAGCGGGCCUCCCUAGAGCAGAUUGAGAUGCACCCCUGGCUGCAGGGCGUGGACCCCUCCCCGGCCAGCCGCUGCCUGCUGCCCCUGACGUCGCACAAGCGGGUGUCCGAGGAGGAACAUGACAUCAUCAUCCAGGCCAUGACGUGUGGGAACAUAGCGGACCGGGACGUCAUCCAGGAGGCCCUGGAGGCCGAUCGCUACAACCACAUCACGGCCACGUACUUCCUGCUGGCGGAGCGGAUCCUCCGGGAGAAGCAGGAGAAGCAAAGCCACAAGCUCAGCUUGGUCUACAACUUGGCCCAGCAGGUGCAGAACAGCGCCAACCUGUCGGACCCAUUCAGCGCCAUGGGCGACACCCGGGACCUCUCACCCUUCGCAGAGAUGCCAGCUAGACUGGCAGCUUUCUCCAGCCCCCAGCCCCGGGCUGCCUCCGAGGAUUCUGGGAAAAGAGAUGGCAGACCCAUUUCCUUUUCUGCCCUGGGGGAAGACAACGCGCCCCCCGGCCUCCAUGGAAAUGAGCAGCUGGUCCGAGCCCUGCUCAGUCCCGCCCUGGCGGACGCCCCCAUGGCCAAGAGCACCCCGGCCCUGCAGCAGAUCUGCGAGGAGGAGGAGGAGGAAGAGGAGGAGGAGGGGAAGGCCAGCGCAAUGGGACGGAGAAGCUCCUCGCUCAACCAAGAGCAAAUGCGAGAUUUCCAGAGCUCCAGGGUCUCCCUGUUGUUCUGCCGCAGCGCUGUGGCUCACAGUAAGGGGGAGAAGAGCCUUGGGGCCACCAAGCCAGGCCUCUUGGAGCAGGGCCUGGGGAGCAGCUGGCAGCUGCCACCUCUCAGGGGGGCGCCGAGUCCCAGGAGCGAGCCGGGUCAGCCCCGAGAGGCGACACGCCACGGUGCCGCGCGGGAGGCCACGGACAACCUCAGCGUGAGCGUUGGGGAGCGCGCCCCCAGCCCCCUCCCUGCGGGGACGCCGGCGGCAGAGGGGGAGGGCGGGGGAGCGGGUCUGGAGGGGUGCCAGGCUGAAGGCAGCUCGGGGCCGGAGGAGGACGCCACCACCACAGAAAUGGAGGAUGGGGGCAGCCUGGGGCACGUGGGCAAGGCCCUGUAUCCAGGGAGCUGCGAGGGCCCCGUCGCCGGCUCUGCCGGGUGCUCUGGGAGCCUCCAGGCCACUUCCAGGGGGAUGCCAGUUCCAGAAGACAAGUCCAGGCAAUGUGAGGGGCCCCCUGAGACAGGCUCCUCCCACAGGCACCCAGCUGAGAGCACUCACUGCGGCAGCACCGCCGGCGGCGAAACCACGGCCGACAACGUGAUCAAGUUAGACCCUGCUAAAAACAAGAGCACCCACCUGAAGGACAGGCUCCUGCAGUUCCCGCUGUGCGAGAAGGCUCUGGCCUUCAAGAUCCGGCCCAGCUCCAAGGAGAGCCUGCUGUCCCUGGGGCAGUUCAACUGCUGCCACGUCAUCUAGGCGGGGCCCGGGCAGCACUGGGAAAGUGACGGCGCACGGCCCCAGACCAGGGGCUGCUGGCAGGUGCAGGGCUAAGGAACAACAUGCUGCUUCCGUUCUCGGUCUCUUGCUCCCACAAAGCAGCCGUUCUCCUGGCUCCCUCGGGCCGGACUCAGACCCAGGCCUGCCCGCUCUCCCUUCCCUCGGCCCAGGGCCCUCCCUUGGGAGCACGCUGAGCACCCGGCUCCUCCCGUGGCCAUGCGCGUGGGCCCUGGGACGGCGACAGAGCACACUGGCCGGGCGGGAGCCGCCUGGCUGGCCGGUCUCACGGAGAGCGCCCCGCUUGCC